UUAUAUCAAGAGGACGUGGAUGGUAGCUUCGAGUAACAUUCAUCAGUGCGGCGAAAUGGUUUUCUUCAAGUUUUUCGAGAAAUAUCCCUCGUACAUUAUUCAGUUUCCGAAGUUUAAGGAUUCGUCGUUGGUGCAGCUGAAAAACAGUCCCGCCUUUCGCAAUCACGGAUAUUUGAUCAUGUGUCAGAUCGGAGACUCAGUCAAACAUUUAGGAACUCCCGAAGGAUGGGAACACGUUCGAGAAUCGUGGCAUGCUCACGGAAACAUGCACAUCCCAUUGAGAGUCAAAAAAGUUCAAUUCAUGCAAUUUCGUGACGUCGUCGUCGACCAAAUUCUGGCAAUCAGCAGUAUGUCGCACGUUGACGAAGUGAAAAAAGCUUGGAUGGUUUUCUUCAAUGCCAUUUUCGGAUUUUCCUUUGAGAAAAGUGGCGCACAGUAAAUGUUUCCUUACGCGAUAUCAUGCGUAGUUGAGCACGUGUCUGUAGCUAGAUGUCGAUUU
Messenger RNA from Culicoides brevitarsis, 499 nucleotides. RefSeq names its product globin CTT-VI-like. Gene Ontology annotation, molecular function: heme binding; oxygen binding. The coding region runs from base 20 to 439 and encodes 139 amino acids. The transcript has 3 exons. The record is from RefSeq and is a predicted model, not a curated record. Lineage: Eukaryota; Metazoa; Arthropoda; Insecta; Diptera; Ceratopogonidae.